AUGGAGACCUGGAGGAAAGGCUCCUUCCGCAACGCCUCCUUCUUCAAGCGACUGACCCUGGGGCGGCCGAGGCGACUCCAGCGACAGGGCAGUGUGCUCAGCCAGGCCAGCACAGCUGGUGGUGACCAUGAGGAAUACAGCAACCGAGAGGUCAUCCGGGAAUUGCGAGGGAGGCCUGACGGACGGCGCCUGCCCCUAUGGGGGGAUGAGCAGCCCAGGGCCACCCUACUGGCUCCACCCAAGCCCCCACGGCUCUACCGAGAGAGCUGCAGCUGCCCUAACAUCCUGGAGCCCUCUCCUGCCUACUCUGCUGCCUACUCAGCUACUCUGCCCUCAGCGCUCUCCCUGGCAGGUGCCCUCCACCAGUAUUCAGAGGAGGACCUUGUGGACACUCCCCGCUUUCAAGAAACACCUGCCCCGGACCUCAGUGAUCCCUUCUUCUCCUUCAAAGUGGACCUGGGUAUUUCACUUCUUGAGGAAGUUCUACAAAUACUGAGGGAGCAAUUUCCCAGUGAGCCCAGCUUCUGA
Messenger RNA from Chrysochloris asiatica (Cape golden mole), 528 nucleotides. It is a transcript of the gene CUNH15orf62, whose product is annotated as chromosome unknown open reading frame, human C15orf62. The record is from RefSeq and is a predicted model, not a curated record. Bases 1 to 528 code for a protein of 175 amino acids. NCBI's taxonomy places the organism in Eukaryota, Metazoa, Chordata, Mammalia, Afrosoricida, Chrysochloridae. The transcript has a single exon.